CUGGACGUGACGUGGUCCCUUCGCGCCAUGCGCCUAUACCUUUACGCCUUCAUCUUCGCCUCUUUUUGCGGCUUCCUCGCCGCUGCCCAAAGCCCAACCCAUUCGGUUACUUCAUUCGAAAAUCUUCCAGCCCGGCUCUUCUACUUUGAUGACACGACUUCGAUCAUUUACCACGACUCUGUGGAAGGGAACGUAUAUGUUUCCGACGACGAAGGCAAAAGCUGGCAUCGUGCAGAAGACAUUCCAAAGGGAGAAGCGGUAAUGGUUAUUGAGCACCCUUUCGACAACAGCUACGCUUUUGUGCUGACGCGUACGAAAACCCAUUAUCGAACAGAAGACCGGGGCAAAAGCUGGCGUAGCUUCACGGUUCCUAUUGCUCCAGCUAUGAUUCAACGACCGCUUUCUUUUCACUCUGACCCCAAAAAAUACGGCUCCAUCCUCUUCCAAGGCACUGCUUGUGAAAAGAGUGGCUGGAUGUCAAUUUGCCACGACGAGACCUAUAUAACCCACGAUGCUUUCGGUUCCGAAGCCAAGUUAAUGCUUUCCGAGACCUCCAGGUGCCAAUUUGCUCAUAGCAGUGCCGACUUCAAACAUGAAGCCCACUCAGACUUGGUGUAUUGCGUCGCGUUUGACACGAAGACGACCAACAUGGGCCAUGCCCUCUCCUCCUCCCGCCUUUACUCGAGUACAGACUUCUUCGUUAAAGACAAGAAGGUCGAAGAUCUUGGGAUUGGCAAACGAGCGAAUGGGGUUGUCGCCUUUGCGAUCGUAUCGAAAUAUGCAGUCGUAGCUCUCAAGGAUCUCUCACCCAGUGGCAAAGGGGAAAUGCUGCUCUAUGUCACGAUCGACACCAAAACUUGGGCCAAGGCUCUGUUUCCCCAUGGCUCGUCAUCUCGACUGCGCGAAAAUGCUUACACCCUUGUCGAGUCAACAACGCAUUCCCUCGCUGUCGAUGUCGUGCUGCAAGAUAUGAGCAGUAUUGGCACGCUUUUUGUCAGUAACUCGAAUGGGACUUUUUUCGUGGAAAGCUUGAAGGAUACGAAUCGGAACGAGUUGGGCUUUGUCGAUUAUGAACGCAUCUAUGGUGUUGAGGGGAUAGGCAUAGCUAAUGUCGUUUCCAACGCCAAUGAUGUUGAAGGACGUAAUGAACCCAAACUCCUUCGCUCCCUCAUCACUUUCGACGACGGCAGUACAUGGCAACCAAUUCGCGCUCCCUCUAAAGACAGCUCUGGUCAACGUGUGGGUUGUAACACUGAUAAUAUCGAAGACUGCUCGUUGCAUCUCCAUUCCGUCACCACACCACACAACUUUGGACGCAUCUUCUCAUCGCCUGCUCCGGGUUAUGUUAUGGGUGUUGGGAGCAUCGGUCGCACACUCCUACCCUAUGAGGAGUGUGAUACCUUCCUGAGCACUGAUGCCGGAUUGACCUGGAGCAUGAUUAGGCAAGACGCACACAAGUACGAAUUUGGCGAUUCUGGGAGCAUUCUGGUUGUCGUAAAUGACGAGGACGGAGUAGAUGAAGUGCGGUAUUCGCUAAACAUGGGUAAAAAAUGGCACACCUAUAAAUUCGGCAUUCAACUCCGAGCUCGUGCCUUAUUAACUUUACCUGAUUCGACCUCUCAGAAAUUUCUGCUUCUUGGCCAGGUCGCUCGCAAAGAUCAAACCAAAGACAUUGGUCGUUUGGUUCUCAUACAGCUUGACUUUGACGGUACCCGUCAUAGUAAAUGCCAAGAGAAUGACUUCGAGAAAUGGUAUGCCCGCGCGUCAGCUAGUGAGUGCAUUAUGGGACAUAAGCAAUGGUACAAACGACGAAAAGCUGAUGUUGAGUGCUUCGUCGGCGAAAAAUUCCGUGACCCUGUGGAGCACGAAGACAACUGCUCAUGCACAGAUGCCGACUAUGAAUGUGACUACAACUUCAUCCGAGAUGGUGCCAAAUGUGUUCCAGCUGGGCUUGAAAUCCCGCCAGCCGGUUCUUGCCGGACACCAGAUCAACAAUACGAGGGUUCUUCCGGGUAUCGCAAAGUUCCUGGAAACACUUGCACUGGCGGCACUAUAAAAGAUCAAAAAAUAUCCAAGCCGUGCUCAGAUGCGCAGCCCGCUGAAGGAGCUGUCACACACAAGACGAACCAAUUCCCUAGUUCCAUUGCACAACAUGCAUACUUCAAGGACUCCACGACCAUCCUCGUUCGACUGGAAGAUGGUACUAUGUGGCAGUCAAGUAACGAGGGCUAUACCUGGGAGGCCAAGUUUCCCACCGAACAGUUUGUUGCGUUUUAUCAUCACAAGUACAGCAACGACAGGGCAUACCUGAUAACCGCUUCUUCCAAGUUCUACGCUACGACGGACAGUGGGCGAACUUGGAAUCCCUAUACGGCACCAACGCCGCCAAAUACUUUCCGAGCCCAGGUCUUGCGGUUCCACCCAGAUGCCGAUAAAAUUAUAUGGACUGGUAAUCGCGACUGCGACGGAGCGCUGGCACAAAAUUGCCAUGCUGAGGCCCAAUAUUCCCGUGACCAUGGACGAACUUGGUACUAUGUCGACAAUUAUGUCAUCAAUUGUGCUUGGGCCAAGGAUCACAAACUUGAUGCCGACCCAACUGAAAUUCUAUGCGAGUCGUAUAAUAAAAAAUCGGGCUCUCAGCGUUUCUUCCAAUCCGACAAUCCACUGGGUCUUGUAGCAGGCUCAAAUUACUUCCGGAAUAAAAAGAAGCUUUUCGACCAAGUGGUCGGAUUUGCCAAGUUCUCCGAGUUCCUUGUUGUCGCCGAGCUCUUACCGAAGAAAAAAUCGCUGGAUCUACAAAUCUCUCUCGAUGGUGUCAGGUUCGCAACAGGAAUGUUCCCACCAAGCAUGCACCCUGAAACCCACGCUUAUACCAUCCUCGAAUCGAACACUGGCUCGCUUUUCCUCCUGAUGACCAUGUCCGACGCGCCUCAUCUGCAUUGGGGCAAUAUUCUCAAGUCAAACUCCAAUGGAACGUACUUUGGACUGUCUGUCGAAAAUGUCAACAGAGACGAACGCGGCUUCGUGGACUUUGAGAAGAUAAUUGGAUUAGAUGGAAUAGCCCUUAUCAACGUCGUGGCCAACCCUCAGGAAGCCAUUCUAACCGGCCGGAAGCAGCUUCAAUCAAGAAUCACUCACAACGAUGGUGGCACCUGGAAACCCCUGAAUCCUCCCAAGCUGGACUCACAUGGCAAAGAGUAUCAAUGCACCAGCACCAAAUGCGGCUUACAAAUUCAUGGAUAUACUGAACGCACCGAUCCUCGAGCGACUUACAGCAGUCCCUCUGUGGUUGGACUCAUCAUGGCAGUCGGUAACGUUGGCGAGGCGCUUGCCCCAUAUGAUCAGAGCGACACUUUUCUCAGUCGGGAUGGUGGUUUCAGUUGGGAAGAAGUCCAUAAGGACGCGCAUUUGUGGGAGUUCGGAGACUCUGGCUCGAUUCUCGUUAUGGCGAAUGAUGAACAACCCACGGAUCGAAUCUUAUACAGCACAGACGAAGGCCUCAGCUGGCACGAAUACCAGUUCACUGAAGAAUCGAUGCGCGUUACAUCAAUUGUGACUGUUCCACAAGACACAAGUCGCCGAUUCAUCCUUAUGGGCAAGAUGCCGCACCAAUCGAGCUCGACUGUUGUCUAUAUCGACUUCACUGCUCUGACGUCAAAGAAAUGUUCAAUUAGCAUUGACAAUCCUGGUCAAGAUGACUUUGAGCUCUGGAGUCCCAGCGAGGGACGGCAAGAAGAGUGUCUUUUUGGCAGACAGACUCUCUAUCAUCGAAGAGUGCGCGAUGUCAGUUGCGUAGUCGGUGACCAGCCCAAAGCUCUGGAUCGUAUUCAGCGGAACUGCCUUUGCGCGAAAGCCGACUUUGAAUGCGAGUUCAACUACCAGAAGAACGAUGCAGAUGAAUGCGUGCUUUCGCCAGGCAUGUCGCCGUUACCGCCUGACGAUUCAUGUCGCAAUGGGGAGGAAUACUGGUACGAGCGGACUCCUUACCGCAAAAUAUCUUACUCGACAUGCGAUGGCGGAGACAGACCUGACCGUGGUCAACGUCACCAAUGCCCCGGAUUCAAGGGCCAUAGUGGCUUCUUUUGGUUUAUUGUGCUAUUGAUUCCCGUCUGUUUUGUUGCUUUGGUCGCCUAUUACUACUACCAAACCAGCGGGCUUGCUCGCGGCAACAUUCGCCUCCCUGGUGAUGGAUCUAACUUUGCGCGCAGAUCCGGUGGUGUUAUUGACACGGUGGCAUCAGUCCCCUGGUUCCUCAUUGGCCUCGCAGGCAUUGCAUGGGAGUGGACGACAUCCCGUUUCCAAACCCGAUUCCCCAGCAGACGAGGUUAUAGGAACUUACCUAUCGACGAAGAUGCCCAAAUCCUACGGUUUGAAGACGAAGAUUGA
Messenger RNA from Mycena indigotica, 4386 nucleotides. RefSeq names its product Sortilin. Gene Ontology annotation, biological process: Golgi to endosome transport; protein targeting to vacuole; Golgi to vacuole transport. The record is from RefSeq and is a predicted model, not a curated record. Gene Ontology annotation, cellular component: membrane; Golgi apparatus. NCBI's taxonomy places the organism in Eukaryota, Fungi, Basidiomycota, Agaricomycetes, Agaricales, Mycenaceae. The transcript is spliced from 15 exons. Gene Ontology annotation, molecular function: protein binding.